ACAGCGAACCGGUACGGAUUUACCAUCCCCGAUACGCAAGUCGCACGAGCCCGCUAACGGAACCUGUGUAUUUGCGCGCGCGUGUAUACGCAAAACUCCAGAAAUAAGGAGCAAACGGGCAGAGUUGGACGAACCACUACAAAACCGAAUCAGAUAUACAGUAAAAGUGUGUACGAGCGGAAAAACGAGAGACGUAAAAAAUAAGAAACAAAACAAAAAAUACAGAAGCAACCCACAGCAGCAGUGCAUGGAGUUGAAAAUGGAUAGGAAGAUCAGAAACCAUCAGUAACCGAUUCCGGGCAGAUCGAGAACAACACGAAACUGUUACUUUUUGCCGCUGCUUUGUUCCCCUAGAACAGUGGAAAAUAUAUUUAGGUGUGAAAACAAAGUUUUUUUUUGUGAUAAACUUUCCAAAUCUGAAGUGUUUCUCUCAUUGGAAAUCAUUCAUUCUGGUGGAAAACGUGCGGGUCCCGAAAAGUGUUUGUGUUUACUUUCUCGUCGGCGAAUGAGUGUAUGUGUUCUGUCAAUUAAGCUUCUCUUUUCGGGUAAAAGGCAUUAGAAAUUAAACCCGUAAGUGGUACUGUCGGUGAAUUUGUGCAAUUUCAGAAAAAGGCGGACUUCAUUCCACAAUAGAGGCCAAUGCAGUAGUCGGUGGGUUGUUACUGUUUCUCCGAAAUCCACAGAAGAAAAUCUCCAAAUUGAUAGCUUCCGAGCCGCAUUCGGAAAUGCGGAAGUGAUGACCGUAUAAUUAAACGGUCGGGUGCAGACAAAUGAAUCAAACACAUUGUGACACAUCAAAAUGUACCACGGUUUUUACCGUGCCCAAAAUUUCAAAGUGUUCAGCAAAAGAUAAGAUUUCAAAACGUACUCACGCAAAAGUGAUGUCGCUAAGGUGUGCCCAAACAUAGCAGCAGCGACGAGAAAAACAUACUACAAACACAAACACAUACCGCAACGGCAGCAAGGAAAACAUUAUUUCACUUUCGCCGCGCAGAAAAAAAAAAACCUACAACUCCUUUCCGUACCUAACCGUUUACAUACCGGAACACUUCGAAGAAGAACCGGUGCAACUAUAUUGCUUGUACACAGUCAGCAGCGUUGCAACGCCGAAGUGGAAUAGCGUUUUCCCUUUCCGUGCUCCAACCGUCAGCAGUCUUCGUGGACAACGUGUGUCCGUCCGUCUCUCGUUGCCCGCCCGCCCAUCCCGUUCUCAACUGCAUCGAACCCGUGAGAGACAGCUGAUGAUGGUUCUUUGUUGUUUUGGAUUGAUGCUUUGAACAACAAAGCUUUAAUAAAAUGGGCCAGGAGAAAUCUUUGCCCUCCAGAUGUACCUCCGCACAUGACUACCAUCAUCACCACCAUCAUCAUCACCAUCACCAUCACCACACGAGCUCGUCCACCUCCUCCACGACCUCGUCCGCUGUGCCGUCCCGCUCACCGUCCACCGCUUCGACGACAUCGUCCGCUUCGUCCGCAUCGGCCGCUUCCUCGUACAAAAGCGUCGAGCGGCAGACCAAGUACCUCAACGAGCAUCUGUACAUCAAGUCCUAUCUGGACAUUGAGGAGGAGGACCGCAACGCAAAGCUGCUGUUCCAGAAGGUGCGCCCCGGUGGCAUACGCAACUACACGCCCAAGAUACUGUCCGAAAACCCGAAGCAGGAUUUGGAUGUUUGGAUCUAGCAACGGUUGCAGCUAGUUGCUA
This is a messenger RNA of Anopheles arabiensis, 1702 nucleotides long. Its product is annotated as knob-associated histidine-rich protein-like. The record is from RefSeq and is a predicted model, not a curated record. Lineage: Eukaryota; Metazoa; Arthropoda; Insecta; Diptera; Culicidae. The transcript has 3 exons. Bases 1297 to 1680 code for a protein of 127 amino acids.